AUGUUGUAUGUGUUACAACACAGACUUGCCGUUGUGUCUCGUCUGCUUCUUGCACAUAUAUGUACUUCCUCCUCUUCAGUUUUCGGUCUCGUAUUCCUGUCUUGUCCGCGUUUCAAUAUUCCUCUUACAGCUGCCGCUUCCCUAGCACACGGUGAAAUGGAUUUCGAUGAGAAGCAGAGUUUUGGUUUUGGUGGGAAUGCAAUGAUGGCUAAGUUGUCAAGAUUCUCUUGGUCACCUUUUCUUUUCUUGAUCACCCUUAUAGCUUUUUUAUCCUUUCAAAUCACAACCAAGACCAUCUACCCCAUAAAGAUUGCAUUCAGUUCUACGUCGAAAACCGAUAUUUCGUCCGAUGCAAGAACCAGCUGUGUCGGGUUCUUUGGAGAGUUGCCGGAGAGAAAAACUGCGAUGUCGAUAAGGGACUUCGGUGGGGUUGGCGAUGGAAAAACUUCUAAUACCGAAACGUUUCGGAAGGCGAUACGGUAUCUGCAACGUUUCGGGAAUAGUGGCGGGGCCCAGUUGAAUGUGCCUAAGGGAAGCUGGGUCACAGGGAGUUUUAAUUUGACGAGUAAUUUCACUUUGUUUCUUGAGGAAGGUGCUGUUAUUUUGGGCUCUCAGGAUCCAAAGGAAUGGCCGAUCAUUGAACCAUUGCCUUCUUAUGGAAGAGGCAGGGAGAGAUUAGGGGGAAGACAUAUUAGUCUUAUUCAUGGAGAUGGCCUCACAAAUGUUGUCAUUACAGGAAACAAUGGGACAAUUGAUGGCCAAGGGAAGAUGUGGUGGGAAUUAUGGUGGAACAGAACGUUGGAGCACACAAGAGGCCACCUUGUAGAACUAAAGAACUCUAACGAUAUUCUCAUCGCCAACCUCACCUUUCUCAAUUCUCCAUUUUGGACCAUUCAUCCAGUUUACUGCAGCAAUAUUGUUGUUAAAGACAUGACAAUCUUGGCUCCUCUCAAUGCCCCAAAUACUGACGGUAUAGACCCUGACUCAAGCACAAAUGUGUGUAUUGAGGAUUGCUACAUUGAGAGUGGGGAUGAUCUUGUAGCAGUCAAGAGUGGCUGGGACCAUUAUGGUAUAAAAAUGGCUCGUCCAAGCUCAAACAUUAUAGUUAGGAGAGUAUCUGGCACCACCCCUACUUGCUCUGGGGUUGGAAUAGGUAGUGAGAUGUCUGGUGGAAUUUUUAACAUAACUAUUGAAGAUUUGCAUGUCUGGGAUUCUGCUGCUGGUGUGAGAAUUAAGACUGACAAUGGCAGAGGAGGAUAUAUAGCAAAUAUCACUAUAAAUAAUGUAACAAUGGAGAGAGUUAAGGUUCCGAUAAGGUUCAGUAGAGGCUCCAAUGACCACCCAGAUGAAAGAUGGGAUCCUAAAGCAGUUCCAGUUGUGAAGGGUGUUUAUAUCCAUAACGUGGUCUGUUUCAAUUCAACAAAAGCCCCAGUAUUGGAGGGAAUUGAGGAUGCACCAUUUGGUGGAAUAUGCAUGAAGAAUGUUAGCUUGUUUGGAGUGCUAUCAUCUCCAUCAUGGCGUUGUGAAUUUGUCUCAGGUUUUGCAGAUGAGGUAUUUCCAACACCAUGCCCGCAGCUGCAGAAUAAUAUAUCUUCGUCUCGAUGUUCAUACUCUUGA
This is a messenger RNA of Dovyalis caffra, 1617 nucleotides long. Lineage: Eukaryota; Viridiplantae; Streptophyta; Magnoliopsida; Malpighiales; Salicaceae. The record is from the annotation of a GenBank genome assembly.